Molecule: messenger RNA, 405 nt
Organism: Durusdinium trenchii
Lineage: Eukaryota; Dinophyceae; Suessiales; Symbiodiniaceae
Source: the annotation of a GenBank genome assembly
AUGGCCUCUCAGCGUGGAAACCGCGCUGAAACCGAGGAGCCGUACCGCCUGGUGCGGGAGGCCGCCGAGGGAGCCAAGGAGGCCUUGGAAACCACCGAGUUUUAUCACCAGGACCGGGUGGCGUUGGAAACCGCCGUUAUCGGGGAGUACAAGGAGCUCUCGCAGCGCAUCGUGGGCUUCGGGAACUAUCAGCCUCCUGAGGACACGAAGCUGCCCGAUGGCUCCGUGAACGUCGCCAAGGACGUGACCUUCGGCGACGUGCUGGGCACCGCGGUGGGCGGCGUGCUGAACGGCGCGGGCGCCAUUUUCCAGGGCGUCAAGGCGCAGCGGAUGCGGAGCCCACCCGGGCCCACCCGGGCCAUCGGGACGGGAUCGGAGGGAAGGAAGUCUUCAUGUUUUUUUUGA